GUCACACCUUUUGUCCCCUGCCUCCUCCUUCCCUCUUCACAGUCUUACCCACAUAGAGCUACUCCACCCCAGUUGGACUGUAGCGUGACAUCCCUGCCUGCCUGAGGGAGGAAUGAGAAGGGGAAACUACAGCUGCAGACAAGUGACACCCAGAAGCCAGGAGCUUCUGUAAGUACCAGGUCUGCACAAGACCCAAGUCAGCGCAAUGGCAAUGACGCUGGAGGAAUUCGUUCACUCCCUUGACCUCAGGACCCUUCCCAGGGUUCUAGAAGUCCAGUCGGGCAUCUAUUUUGAAGGUUCCAUUUAUGAAAUGUUUGGAAAUGAAUGCUGUUUAUCAACAGGAGAAGUAAUUAAAAUUAUUGGUCUCAAAACUAAGAAGAUCAUAGCUGAAAUUUGUGAGCACAUUGAGGGUUGUGAACGUCCGCAACCAUUUGAGCUGCCUAUGAAUUUUCCAGGUCUUUUUAAGAUUGUGGCUGAUAAAACUCCAUACCUUACUAUGGAAGAAAUUACGAGGACCAUUCAUAUUGGAUCAAGUAGACUAGGGCAUCCUUCCUUCUAUCAUCAGAAGGAUGUAAAACUAGAAAAUCUCAUUAUAAAGCACGGUGAGCAAAUCAUGCUCAACUCAGUUGAAGAGAUCAAUGGAGAAAUAAUGGUGAACUGUGGAGUGGUAAGGAAUCAUCAAAAUCACUCAUUUACCUUGCCUUUGUCACAAGAAGGAGAAUUCUAUGAGUGUGAAGAUGAACAUAUUUAUACCCUAAAGGAGAUUGUCGAAUGGAAGAUACCGAAGAACCGAACACGAACUGUGAAACUUACAGGUUUUUCAAAUAAGUGGGAUUUAACAAAUCCAUUUCCUAAAGGCUUUUACGGUGCUCUGAUUCUCAAGCCUGUUUAUGAAAUUCAAGCUGUGAUGAAAUUCCGAAAGGACAUAGUCCGCAUCCUCCCCAGUUUAGAUGUUGAAGUCAAAGACAUUACUGACAGUUAUGAUGCCAACUGGUUUCUUCAGCUAUUAUCUACACAAGAGCUCUUUGAAAUGACCAGUAAAGAGUUCCCCAUAGUGGCUGAAGUCAUAGAGGCACCUCAAGGAAACCAGCUGCCCAGAAGCAUUUUACAGCCUGGGAAAACCAUUGUGAUCCACAAAAAGUAUCAGGCAUCGAGGAUCUUAGCUUCAGAAAUUCGAAGCAAUUUUCCUAAAAGGCACUUCUUGAUCCCCACUAGCUAUAAAGGCAAAUUCAAGCGGCGACCUCGGGAGUUCCCAACUGCCUAUGACCUUGAGAUAGCAAAGAGCGAAAAGGAGCCUCUCCAUGUGGUGGCCACCAAAGCCUUUCAUCCCUCUCAUGAUGAGCUGUCAUCUGUAUCUGUCGGGGACCAGUUUCUAGUGCAUCACUCACAGACGACUGAAGUCCUUUGUGAGGGAAUCAAAAAAGUGGUGAAUGUUCUGGCCUGUGAAAAAAUCCUCAAAAAAUCCUAUGAGGCAGCACUGCUCCCUUUAUACAUGGAAGGAGGUUUUGUAGAGCUGAUUCAUGACAAGAAACAGUACCAGAUUUCUGAGCUCUGUUCGCAGUUCCACUUGCCUUUCAAUGUGAAGGUAUCUGUGAGAGAUCUUUCCAUUGACGAAGACAUUUUGGCUGCUACACCAGGACUGCGGUUGGAGGAAGCCAUCACAGACUCUUACUUACUCAUAAGUGACUUUGCCAACCCCAAGGAGUGCUGGGAAAUUCCUGUCAGCCGCUUAAAUAUGACUGUUCAGUUAGUUAAUAGUUUUUCUAAGGACACAAAAUCAUUUCUAGUCAGGACUCUGGUUGAAGAGAUCACUGAAGAACAAUAUUACAUGAUGCGAAGAUAUGAAAGCUCUUUCUCCCACCCCCCACCUCGCCCUCCCAAACAUCCUGCAGUGGAGGAAACAAGGUUAACCCUGCUCACCUUGGCAGAAGACAGGGCCGUAGGUCUGCCUAAGUCUCCCAAGAGUCUCCAUGUAGACAAGAAACUGCACUCAAAUCAAGCUGGCCUGGAUUCAAAAGUACCAGUUGGUUGUCAAAAUGAUUCGGCCGAUCUGGAGAAAGAGAAAAGCAAGAGUGGGGCAACUGUCGUAGCAGCCACCAAUGUAACCACAGAAAUCUCCAAAAGUAAAAAACAUCAAAAGUAAUGAGAUGCGACUGAAGCCACCUGGGCAGUGAACAUAAAUGUUGCAAUGGAAAAGUAAGCUUAGCCUUCAAGCCGAAAACAACUAUUCCCCAACAGACUUCAGAAGAAACUUGACUGGCCAUGGCAAAGGAAAAACACAACCUUAAAAGUUUUAACAGAUAAUACUUAAAGAGAAACCUAUGAUAUGGAAUUCACAUAAUCUAUUCUGUUGUGCCAAAAUCUGUAUAUAUGGUUUUAUUGUUACUUAGGACAUAUUUAUUUAAUGUGCACACACUUUCUGUGAUUCCUAUUUCCCCUGCCAACCAUGAAUCAAUUGAAAAUGAAUUUUAUAUUUCAGUUUCUAGGUGAACUAGUUGAAAAUAUGUUGAAAGCCCACCAAAUAUUUUCAGGGUUUCAGAAUUUGGUUUCUUUCUACAAUUUUUCUAGAAUUAUCAUCAUUCCUGCUAAAAAUAACUUAAAAAAUAAUUAUAUCUGAGAGUGAUUUAAAAUACCCAAGUUUCGGGGCGCCUGGGUGGCUUGGUUGGUUAAGCGUCCGACUUCGGCUCAGGUCAUCAUCUC
Lynx canadensis (Canada lynx) is the source of this 2700-nucleotide messenger RNA. RefSeq names its product thymocyte selection associated (gene THEMIS). Gene Ontology annotation, biological process: T cell receptor signaling pathway. Lineage: Eukaryota; Metazoa; Chordata; Mammalia; Carnivora; Felidae. The transcript is spliced from 6 exons. The record is from RefSeq and is a predicted model, not a curated record. The coding region runs from base 206 to 2143 and encodes 645 amino acids.